AUGUCUAACCUGGAUAGAGAUACAAUAUUAGCUGAAUCAAAAGCUAUUUUAAAAUCUGUAACAAAUUGGAAACCAGGAAAGCAAUAUAAAUCAAAGAUUAUUCCAGAAACAAUCACUACAUCAACAUAUUCAACCACAAAUAUUAAAGAUGAUCAAUUUUGGUGUGCUCGAGAAUCAUUAGUCCCAUCUGCUUAUAAACAAAAAGUCAUUGAUUGCCUAAUUGGAACUGCAAAUAUUGGAUCAACUCAUUCUGAUCAUGAAGUGCAUUAUGUUGAAGAGUUUGAUUCUCUACAGAUCUCAAACAUAACCAAAUAUCCUGAUGGUGGUUGGAGUUAUGAAUUACAUGCAGAAUAUAAAUUUGGUACUAUUGGCAUAAGUAAUAGGAUGUUCUAUGAAUUAGUGCAUAUCUACAAAUUUGAUAAAAAUCAAGAAGGAGGUGAAGAUUUUAAUUGUGCUUAUAUUAUAAGUGUACCUAUAGAUGGGCCCACUGGUAAUUUUGUCAUUGGUAAAUAUCAUUCAAUUGAAAAAAUAUCAUGGAGUGAUAAUCAAGAUUCAGACUUAAAAUGGGUCAUGGCAACUACGUCAGAUGCUGGUGGUUAUUUACCUCGUUGGUUAACAAAUAUGAUUUUACCAGGAGCAAUUUCUAACGAUGUCCCAAGUGUGUUGAAAUAUAUACAAUAA
This is a messenger RNA of Candida dubliniensis CD36, 681 nucleotides long. RefSeq lists its product as uncharacterized. The record is from RefSeq and is a predicted model, not a curated record. Bases 1 to 681 code for a protein of 226 amino acids. Lineage: Eukaryota; Fungi; Ascomycota; Pichiomycetes; Serinales; Debaryomycetaceae. The transcript has a single exon.